AUGGACACACCCGAGCCUGGCGCACCUGUACGGCGCGACGAGCGCGUGACCGAGGCGGGCACCGAGUACCUGCUGGUGCUGUCGCACGUGCCGCAGGGCACCGUGCACGACUUCCUCUGCCAGAACACGCUGCAGUUCCAGCAGAUGUGCCGCAUGGCCAUGACGGCCGUCAGCGGGCUGGCGCACCUGCACACGCCCAUCGAGCGCAGAGGCCUCGUCAAGCCGGCCGUGGCGCACAGGGACGUCAACAGUCGCAACAUCCUGGUGCGAGCCGACGGCUCCUGCUGCAUCUGCGACCUCGGCUUCGCCAUGAAGAUCAGCGGCGGACGGUACUUCACCAACGGCGAGGAACAGAACGCCGAAACUACCUCGCUGACAGACGUGGGCACGCUGCGGUACAUGGCGCCCGAAGUGCUGGAGGGGGCGCUGAACCUGCGCGAUUGCGAGACCUCGCUCAAGCAGGUGGACAUGUACGCCAUGGCGCUGGUGCUCUGGGAGAUGGCUACGCGCUGCGCCGACCUCUACCAGGGCCUGGACGUGCCGCAGUACCGGCUGCCGUUCGAGGCCGAGAUCGGCUCGCACCCGUCGUUCGACCAGAUGCAGGUACUGGUGGCGCGCAAUCGCGCCCGCCCGCUCUUCCCCGACGUCUGGAAGGAGACGAACCCGGCGCUGCGCCAGCUACGCGAGACCAUCGAGGACAGCUGGGACCAGGACGGCGAGGCGCGCCUGACUGCGCUCUGCAUGCUCGAGCGCAUCACCGAGCUGCCGCUGCUCUGGGAGCGCUACAAGGGUAACCUGGGCAUGACAAACCCGCUGCCGACGCUGAACCUGGUGAGCCAGCAGCCGGAGCCGGACAAGGUCAAGUCGGAUGUGAACGUGACGAACGCGGACGCGCACGACACCGACCUGUCGGAGGCCACGGCCGAGACGCUGCUCACCCUGUCGCCGGAUCAGGAGAUGAACCUGCGCAACUCUCAGCUGUCCGGGCCGCAGUACGCCUCUCAGAUCCAGCCGCACCAGGGUCGCAACCCGUGCAUCGAGCGCAACCUGGCCAGCGCAGAGUCCUCCGACUACCUGGUGGACGGCAACACGCUGGUGGAGCGGACGGCGCGGCCGCAGCACGGGCUCACGCCUGCGCCAAACGGCGUCGUGCCGGCCGAGUGGCAGGCGCUGCUGCCGCCGGUCGGCAUCGCGCGUCAUGUUCAUGGCUCGCCAUGCAUCAGUCAGCUGCGAGACACGCCGGUGUUCGUCACGCCGGCCGACCUCUAG
This is a messenger RNA of Pollicipes pollicipes, 1269 nucleotides long. Its product is annotated as bone morphogenetic protein receptor type-2. The transcript has 7 exons. Gene Ontology annotation, cellular component: signaling receptor complex; plasma membrane. Gene Ontology annotation, biological process: BMP signaling pathway; cellular response to growth factor stimulus; protein phosphorylation. Bases 1 to 1269 code for a protein of 422 amino acids. Gene Ontology annotation, molecular function: ATP binding; transforming growth factor beta receptor activity. The record is from RefSeq and is a predicted model, not a curated record. Lineage: Eukaryota; Metazoa; Arthropoda; Thecostraca; Pollicipedomorpha; Pollicipedidae.